UCGCGAGCGCUCGUUCAGUCCGAGUUUCACUUUGGCGCGCGCAACGUCGUCGUCGCCGCUUCCGUCGCCAGUGUGAACGCGCCCCCAGUGCCAGCACCCCCGGGUCGCUUCAGUUCCAAUCAGUUCGAUCCCGUGACUUGUGUGCCCCUCUGUGUAUCCGAGUUCUUGUGGUGUAGUGCUUCGUCGGUCGGGGGUGUGUUGUUUCCUUGGUUGGGGUGAGGAUCAUGAAAGUGAAGGAGUUGAACGGGGGGGAGGGGGACGAGGGGGCUCGGAUCCCGAUGAUCGACGAGGACGAGGAGAGUCCUAAUGCGAACUUGAUUUCUUCUGCCGACAGGAAGGGCUCCGCGGUGAAGAUCACCAUCUCGCCAUGCCAGCCCAAGACCCUGAGCAACCUCCCCAAGAGGCCGCCUGUGGACAUCGCCUUCAGCGACCUCACCUACACCGUGAACGAGGGACGCAAAAAGAAUGUGAAAACUAUUUUGAAGUCGGUGAGUGGCCGACUGCGGUCUGGCGAGUUGACCGCCAUCAUGGGACCCUCAGGCGCCGGCAAAUCCACCCUUCUGAAUAUUCUCACAGGUUACAAGACAACAGGCACUCAAGGUUCAAUCACAAUGAAUGGUCAUGAGAGGAAUCUGAGUCAAUUCCGAAAGCUGUCAUGUUACAUCAUGCAAGACAACCAGCUUCAUGCCAACCUCUCUGUGGAGGAAGCCAUGAAUGUUGCAACAGCGCUGAAAUUAGGCAAAGAUGUCAGCAGAGCCAGCAGACAAAAUGUUAUUCAAGAAAUUUUGGAGACUUUGGGUCUUCAAGAGCACUGUAAAACCAUGACAAGCAAUUUGUCGGGAGGUCAAAAGAAACGUUUAUCCGUAGCUUUGGAGUUAGUCAACAACCCUCCUAUUAUGUUCUUUGAUGAACCCACCAGUGGUUUGGACAGUUCAUCAUGUUUCCAAUGUAUCUCUCUGCUGAAAUCGUUGAGUCGUGGUGGUCGUACGAUCAUCUGCACAAUCCAUCAGCCAAGUGCCCGUCUUUUUGAGAUGUUUGACCACCUCUACACCUUAGCUGAGGGUCAAUGUGUCUACCAAGGAUCAACAUCCCAACUUGUUCCAUUCUUAAGCACACUUAACCUUGUUUGCCCAAGCUACCACAACCCAGCCUCUUACUUGAUUGAGGUUUCCUGCGGAGAAUAUGGUGACAAUGUGAGCACUUUGGUGAAGGCUAUCAACAAUGGCAAACACGAUAUCAGAAACGGAAAACCAUUCCCAGUCUCUGAGCCCUUGAACAAUGCCAAUAUCAAAUCAAAAGACAAUCUUUCGAACGGAAACUCACUGGAUACAAACUUUUUAUUAAAGUUCGCCAACAAUGAUAUCGCCAAGGACACACCACAAACAACUGAAACUGGGCAAGUUGUCAUUCCUGUCGACUUGACCUCGCCAGAAAAACCAGAUAAUGUAACAACAGCUCUCCUCGAGCAAGCUCUACCUUCUAGUCAGCGAAGAUAUGCCACAUCAGAACUCUCACAAUUUUGGAUUGUUCUUAAGCGUACUCUGCUCUUCUCAAGGCGAGAUUGGACAUUAAUGUAUUUGCGAUUAUUUGCCCACAUUUUGGUUGGUUUUCUGAUUGGCGCUCUUUACUACGACAUUGGAAACGAUGGUGCUAAAGUGCUCAGUAAUCUUGGUUUCCUCUUCUUCAAUAUGCUUUUCCUUAUGUAUACUUCCAUGACCAUCACAAUUCUCUCUUUCCCGCUAGAAAUGCCUGUUUUGAUAAAAGAAAAUUUCAAUCGUUGGUAUUCAUUAAGGUCCUACUAUCUAGCCAUCACAUUCUCUGAUCUUCCAUUCCAGGCUAUUUUCUGUGUGAUUUACGUGUCAAUUGUGUACUACAUGACAUCACAACCUCCAGAAUGGGAUAGAUUUGGAAUGUUCUUAGGAGCUUGUCUUCUUAUUUCAUUCGUUGCUCAGAGUGUAGGUCUUGUGGUUGGUGCAGCUAUGAAUGUACAGAAUGGUGUAUUCUUGGCUCCGGUUAUGUCUGUGCCUUUCUUACUUUUCUCUGGAUUCUUCGUUAGCUUUGAUGCUAUCCCAAUCUACCUCCGCUGGAUCACAUAUCUGAGUUACAUCAGAUAUGGUUUCGAGGGAACGGCCCUUGCCACUUACGGUUUUGGCCGAGGAAAGCUCAAGUGCCACCAGACCUACUGUCACUUCAAAAACCCGGAGACAACACUGGAAGAAUUAGACAUGUUAGAUGCCAGCUUCACGUUGGACAUUGCUGCUCUCAUCAUCAUCUUCUUCGUCCUGAGGAUCGCUGCGUUCAUCUUCCUGCGGUGGAAACUGCUUUCUUCCCGCUAAGCAAAAUUAACAACUGUAAAUACUGUCCUUGAUAUUUAUUCUUUCGAACUCAGUGCAAUAAGCAGCAAAAUGCUGAGCUAUUGAAGAGAGGAGCCUCAAGCUCAGCUGGGGAAAGCCGAAUAGCUCUCAGUUAUUACUUGCUGUGAAGGUGUGCGUUUUUAGGUUAAUAUGUAUCUAUCACUCACUCACACCCUUUCACACAAUUUUAUUGAGUGUGGUGAGUUCUAUCUAACCAUGGGUUGUAGCUUUAACACUUCUCAAAAAGUUAUGAAACAUCCAGAAGCUUUAAAUCUGAAAUUUUGACUUUUUUUUGUGACGCUUGUUGAGCGUUUUCCACCAUUGCUUUAAUGAAUAAAUUCCAAGUCAUUAAAUAUGUACAUACAUAGAUUUCAGUUGUACUCAGAAUGAACCUAAAAAAAUGAACCUAAAAAUGAUUUGUUUUUCUAAGGGAAAAAUAGUUAUCAAAAUAAAUUACAUGGCUGGUUGAAAUUUCAGGAGCCCUGGAAAACUGAAGGUACCUAAAGAUUAAUUUUGUCCAAAAAACGACUCUGAUAAGCUAUUUAUUAUAUCUUUAUAAUUCUCAACCGUUCCAGAGUUUUUAAAAUUGGCAGUAAUAUAUUAAGGCUGCCAAAAAUUGCUGAAUAGAAGAAAGUCAAAAUAAUGUAAUGUUUAUGUUGCCUACUUUUUGAAUUUUUUUGUUCGUUGAUUUAUCGUGUUAAUGUGUAAUCCAAGUUUAGCUGAAGCACAUGCAGAAAAGUUGAGUGAUUUUUUCAAUUCAGAUAAUAUUUGACAAAUUCUAUUUGGAUGAAGAAAUCCUGCCUGUAAAUUUUUGUUGAUAAAGUGCCUACUUCCGUUAUACCUCUUGUACCUACGUCAUGAGAUCUCAUGUAACAUCAAACAUUUUCAUGUCCAUAAAUCUCAGACACAAAUGCACUCAACCAGAAGAUUCUGAAUCAUAUUUGUAUGUUGAGCCGAUAUUUCUGCCUGUACAAAUGCUAGCUGCUCUGCCUUAAAGUCAUUUCUAUCAUAUGAAUUUUAUUUCUCACAAAAAGUCUUUCAAGAGAGCUUUAUUACCUGCAUGAGGACCAAAUACAAAUUUUGUACCUUUUUUCUCAAUUUUUUACUGCAAACUUUUUCCGUACUUAUUUCUCAUGAAACAUCAUUGUUUGUAAGACUUUUUCCACUUAGUCUAAGUAAAGAUAUUGAAAUGACAUUAGUUGUAAGUUCUUUUAAACCUAAACUUCAAAGAAGUUUUAGCAUUUUGAAGUUCGUUGGAAGUCAAACCCUCGCAAGAAUUCAAAGGAAUAUUUUCUGUCUUUGAAUGAUUUUAUUUAAAUGUUAAAAUACUAGCUAUUUAGUUAAUCUGUUUGCGAUUUAGGGGUGCGCAUAAUUGAGGUUUUGGAUGCAACAAGGGAAUUUCUUGGUUGCUGUGGUUCACAAUUUCCACUGCUAAUUUAUAGUUCAGAGAGGACACUAUUGGGUGAAUUUUCUGGAAUCUUUCGUUUUCAGCAUUGUAAAAUCAUAUAGAAAAUUCAGAAAUUAGUUUCAACGAAUCCACACAUUUUCUUUAAUCAUAGGGGAUGAAUAGUUAGCAGAGAUUCUGAAAAACCACAACCAAGAAAUACCCUCUCUACACUCGAAGCUUCAAUUUGCAAUUGUCAAUUUUAAAAGGUUUAAACCAGUAGCUCAUUUUGGAAAAUGUGGUAAGUUUCAUGGGAAACUUUUAAAUGAUGCUGGCUUCUUUUCCUUCUCUCUAAUAGUUAAAAAAUUGUUAAAAAAUGUUUCAU
Molecule: messenger RNA, 4123 nt
Organism: Bemisia tabaci
Lineage: Eukaryota; Metazoa; Arthropoda; Insecta; Hemiptera; Aleyrodidae
Product: ATP-binding cassette sub-family G member 4
Biological process (GO): transmembrane transport
Cellular component (GO): plasma membrane
Molecular function (GO): ABC-type transporter activity; ATP binding; ATP hydrolysis activity
Source: RefSeq, a predicted model, not a curated record